UUUUCAAAGUACACACCCGCGCAAGCUCCCCAAGAACGGUGGUGCGCACCGGGACCGCGCCCUCUUAUAUAUACCCCACGACCAGAGGAGAGUGUGACAGACACGAGUAGCAGGUACCACAGGCAUCAAUCCAGUUCCAAUACCUUGAAACGGCGGCCGGGCGAACUCAUCUCUGAUCGAUCGAGCUGGGCAGGCAUCAUCAUCAUCUCUCUCUCUCUGAUCAACUUCUUUAACCAUGGGUCGUCCUGAUUCGGAGGCGCCGACGUCGAGCAUCGCCGCCGCGGGGCUGGCUGCUCUCCGCGACCACGCCCACGGACACGACGGAGGCGCGGCACCGCCGGCGGCGCCAGACUCGCCCUUCGACACCAACGUGGUGAUCAUCCUCGCCGCGCUCUUCUUCGCGCUGCUCUUCGCCAUCGGGCUCAACUCGCUGGCGCGGUGCGCGCUCCGGUACGUGGGCCGCGGUGCCGCGGCAGCCGCCGCCGGCGAGGGCGGGGCGACGGCCCGGAGUGCCAGCCGUGGAGGCAGCGGCAUCAAGAGGCGCGUGCUCAGGAGCCUCCCCGUGGAGGUGUACGGGUCCGGGGAGGUCAUCGACGACGUGUGCGCCAUCUGCCUCGGCGAGUUCGUGGACGGCGAGAAGGUGCGCGUGCUGCCGCGGUGCGCGCACGGGUUCCACGUCCGGUGCGUCGACGCCUGGCUGGUGUCCCAUGGCUCCUGCCCCACCUGCCGGCAGCCGGUCAUCGAGGGCGCGCCCGUCAAGGGCGGCAGCGGCGGCGCCGCCCGAAGCCAACGGCCCGUGGGCACGGAAAUGAUCGCCGUGGUCAUCGUGUGAGUUCAUCCGUCGCGCAACGAAAGCAUGCCAUUGCCUGCCGGACACAGCACAACAAGGUAGCACAGCUCUUGAUGCCCAAGCCCUUGCGGCACCAUUUUCCGGCAUCGAUUGACAUGCUUCAUGCAUGCCAGGCGCUGCUUGCUAAUGGAAAGUAUGAUCGAAUUGCUCAACUGCACAUGUAAAUAUUCGACGGCGCAGAACACUGUACUGGCAACCUGACAGACCGUGAGUAAAAAGUUUUGCUGGAUCAA
Aegilops tauschii subsp. strangulata is the source of this 1083-nucleotide messenger RNA. Its product is annotated as RING-H2 finger protein ATL78. Gene Ontology annotation, molecular function: transferase activity. Gene Ontology annotation, biological process: protein ubiquitination. Lineage: Eukaryota; Viridiplantae; Streptophyta; Magnoliopsida; Poales; Poaceae. The record is from RefSeq and is a predicted model, not a curated record.